Molecule: messenger RNA, 3624 nt
Organism: Podarcis muralis (Common wall lizard)
Lineage: Eukaryota; Metazoa; Chordata; Lepidosauria; Squamata; Lacertidae
Gene: ITM2C
Product: integral membrane protein 2C
Biological process (GO): negative regulation of amyloid precursor protein biosynthetic process
Cellular component (GO): plasma membrane; extracellular exosome; Golgi apparatus
Molecular function (GO): amyloid-beta binding
Source: RefSeq, a predicted model, not a curated record
GAGAGCCAAGGCUGCACUUCCGGCGCUUCCUCCCGGCGGCGGGGUGGGCUCGACGGAUGGUCCAGAGAGCCGCGUCGAGCGCAGACGAGGCGUCGGGUUUCGCUUCGGACGCUGCUGCUGCUGCUCCUGCUCAGCCAUGGUGAAAAUCAGCUUCCAGCAGCCGGCGGCGGGGCUCAAGCCCGAGAAAGAGGCGGCGGCGGCAACAGGAGCCAACUAUGGAGCCAAAGCCGAGGUCCUCUUGCCCCACGACUUGGAGGAGCAGCCCUUGCCUUUUCCAGUGGAGACCAGGAAGCCUCUUAGUCGCAUCUUCUACUGGACGAUGAUGAUGCUGUUGUUGCUCCUCGGCCUGAUUUUGACAUCAAUGUAUGUCUACAGAUACUUCUCCUAUACGUUCCCAAAUCAGUAUGGCCUGGAAGAUCAGGAGCAGGAGAUGCUCUGCCAGCUUUUCUACGUAGACGAAUUGAGGGAGCAGCUGGAACUGCAUGAGAACGUGAGGAUUUACCUCGGCGAGAAUUAUGAGCAGAUCAGCAUCCCAAUGCCCCACUUUGGUGAAAGCGACCCUGCAGAUAUUAUCCAUGACUUUCAGAGGGGUCUGACUGCCUACCUUGACAUCAGCUUGGAUAAAUGCUAUGUCAUUGAGCUGAACACCACCACUGUCAUGCCACCUCAGAGUUUCUGGGAGCUGUUGGUUAACGUAAAGAAAGGGGCAUACCUGCCACAAACCUACAUGAUCCAGGAGGAGAUGAUAGUGACAGAACAUGUCACUGACGUGGACCAGCUUGGCUUCUACAUUUAUGCCCUGUGCAGGGACAAAGAGAUAUACAGGCUGAAGCGCAGGACUGCGAGAAGACAUAUCCACCGACGUGCUGCUGAGACAUGUCAUCACAUCCGCCAUUUUGAAAACACUUUUGUGGUUGACACAGCCAUUUGCCAGAAGUUGUGAGAGCUGCACUCCCAAUGUAACCCUCUUGGGCUUCUCCUCUACUCAUCCGCGCAGGCGUUCUUGCUCUGUCCUUGAGAGAAUGUGUCUUAAUUUACUUCUUGCUCCCAUUGCUUGCGCAUUACUAACUUCUCAGGUCACAUGUGGCCAAACACUGGGCCUUGGAUGUCUUUGUUCUGCAUUUACAUUCAACAUUCACACAUCACUGGGCUUAAAUUUAGACAGCGACCCCAAAAUGUGAGUAUUGGGUUUCUCUUGAGAAAGCUAGCACAACAAUCUCUUCUGAAAGAGCAUGAGAAGCUUGAGAAGGAGGGGGGCCCUGCUUCAAAUCUGUACCCAACCACAAAGUUAUCUGAGUGACGGUGAACCAACCACUCACUCUCAGCAUUACCAACUUCACAAUACUGUUGUGAGGAUGAAUGGGGUUGAUUUGUUGGUUAGGAGCUCCUUGGAAGGUGGAUUAUAAACGUAAUAAUAAAAAAGAAGAGUUGGCCUUUUUCACUAGAGUGCCACUUCCUUCUCAGCACAAAGAACCAUUUGUAUGAAUCAAUUAACAGAAAAUCUGCAGUGAAAUUAAUUCCCUAAAAGGGCAAGGAAGCUGUAUCAGUAUCCUUGCAGCUCAACAUCGAAAUUCAUGGACUUGUCAUUCUAGGUCAGAGCUUUCCAAACUUUUCACGUUGGUGACACACUUUUUAGACAUGCAUCAUUUCGCAACACAGCAGUUCAGUUUUACUAGCAAACCAGAGGCGAAACUAACUCCUUUUCAGCCUUGAGGAGCAGCGCAGGGAACAUUUGCCUGCAGUCAGCACACUGACAUGUCAACACAGUUUGGAAAGCUCUGUUCUAGGCUUUACAUAGCAGCAUUUGUUGCCUUUCUGUGCAAGCUUGCCUGCCAUUUUUUCCUCAUUUCUCUGUAAGAGGCACAAUCCCACAAUGCAAGGGAUGCGUGUACCACUGAUCUGCAUGCAAGAUUGGUUGUGUUCUCCUGAAUCUUCAGGAGAAGGAAAAGCAAACUCUUAAAAUCCUGAGUUUGUAGACCAGCAAGAAUAAACCAUUCUGGGAGAUGUUGCUGGUGAAGAGGUCAAUACAGCUGGCUCUCCCAGUGUCCAGAUUGUCUCACCAUCUCCAAGUGAAACAGGGCCCACUAGUCUUUUUACCAUUGGAGAGAUGACAACUGAACUUGGACCAAAUGUUUAUCUUGAUUGACUUAUCUUUGGGGUCUUAAAAAAAUGUUUCAGAAUAUCACUUAGCAAUUCAUUUUUGCCAGAUGUUUAUAACGGAGGUUUUGUAGAUACAACAGUCAGAUUGAGCUCUUGCUUUGUAGGAAUGGAUUGGUUGAAAUAAUGAUGAGGAUCUCCAUGCAAAUAGGUAGUAGGGCUGUGAUUCACCCUCCACAAUAAUAAUAAAAAGAAAGGGAUUAGUAGCAUUGCACACUGGAGGAAAGAUUGGCUCCCCAUUUCCUUGCACACUAUAUACCACCCAUUAGGUUUCUAAACACCAGAAGUUGAACAGUAGAUUAUGAUCCAGGUCCCUAGACGUCUGCUCUUGUAAAAGAUUGGUUAAACAAGAAAAUCAAAUGCAGUUGGACUGCAGUUACACAGUUUUCUUUUUUGUGGCAGAUGGAAAAAUGUGGUUGAGAACACCCCUAGACAAGUAGAGUUCAGGGAAUAUGAGGAGGGAGAGGGAUGCACAGAAAAGAGACCAACAUUCAUUUAGCAGAACUUUGCUAAACACUUCCUACACAGUAAAAUUCUCCCAGAAGAUAACAGAACUAAAAGCUGUGGUUGCGUUUAAUAUACUGGAAAUGCAAAUCGCACAAUCUGAAGCAUCUUCAUCAUGUGUCUUGACCAUUGAGGGCAUUAAUGGAUUAGUCCCUGGGAGGACGUUGGUCCAGGUGUUGUGUAGGGCAUAGGAUGCUUGUGUGGAGCUGGGAGAUGGAGCAGGUGGACACAGGGAAGAGAAGAUCUGAUCUUUGUCAGAAGAUCUGUGGCAAGGUUGUCUCCCAUAGCAUGUAAUGGGAGAGAACUGUGGGUCUCAUUGGACAGCUCCCAGGUUACAGAAGGUAUGAGUUGUCAACACAUCUAUAUUUCAGGAAUGUGCCUGCAUCUCGAAUUGAACUCUUGGUGCUUCUGAACAAGGUUUAGGGUAGCUAUGCAUGCACAAAUUGCAGUACAAUAUGUGCUUCAAGUGUCCCUAUGGCAUUUGCUCCCUUGCGAUGAAGUAGUGGCCUGGAGUGAUCUGCCACUGUGCUGUCAGAAACCUGCCCAGCCAAAUAUAGGGCAUGAUGACACCUUCUCUGUAGGGCAAAUUGAGUGGUUUAGCCAGUGUUAAUAAUAACAAAAUGCCUAAUGUCUGGCUGCUGCAAAAUAGAGAAAAACUCAAAACAAUGCACACAUUUUGCCAUGUGGAGGUGGACUCAGUGUGAUUCCAAUUAAAGCAGUCACAACAUAGAGGCGUAUUACUUAUAACCAUCCUUGGAUUUUAUUUUAACUUUUACCUGCCCAUGCAAACAGAAUUUUCAGCUCCUUUUGAGGUAUGCACUCUGCUUGGUUAGGAGUAAUGUUCAAAUUCCUAUUGAUUUUCAUUUCAAUUUCAUCUGAAUGGUACAUAUUCUGAAGGGAAAGGAGCAUCAUAACAGUUUCUUUAGUGAGCAUCGUGGCACAGUAAUAAAAAUUAGGCUUGCA